This is a messenger RNA of Lates calcarifer (barramundi perch), 3001 nucleotides long. RefSeq names its product actin related protein 3B (gene actr3b). The coding region runs from base 230 to 1732 and encodes 500 amino acids. Gene Ontology annotation, cellular component: actin cortical patch. The transcript has 12 exons. Gene Ontology annotation, molecular function: actin filament binding. Lineage: Eukaryota; Metazoa; Chordata; Actinopteri; Centropomidae. The record is from RefSeq and is a predicted model, not a curated record.
ACUGCAUUCAGAAUGGUACUGCAGUAAAAGUAUGUGAGUAAAUCAGACGUGCACUUCAAGUACUGCAGGUUACUUUACACAGUCAGAAACAUCCGGGUUACACAGCAGAAACUGUUGUUGUUGUUGUUGUUGAUUACCACCGGGAGGCGCAGGUGAGUUGUGUAUUUACGGUGCAGCUGACAGCACGUGAACGCAGCAGCCUUCUCUCCGGUUACCGGGGCCGCGUCACAUGUGUUUCUAUUUUCUCCACCUUUCCCUCCGACCCGGAAGUGCUCUGAGGGCGGGGGGGGGGCUGUCUAACACGCAGGUAUUACAUUUCUCUCUCUCUCUCUCUCUCUCUCUCUCUCUCUCUCCAUCACACUCGUCCAAACUCCGCCUCGCGCGCUCCGCUCUCCGGUCACACCACCACCACCAACAACCACCGACGGCUCUGCGGGCCGGACCGAGCCGGACCGAGCCGGACCUGAACCACAACAUGUCCCUGCAGCUGCCUCCGUGCGUGAUAGACUGCGGGACCGGGUACACAAAGGUCGGCUAUGCUGGAAACACAGAGCCACAGUUCAUCAUGCCCUCCUGCAUCGCCAUCAGGGAGUCGGCCAGCGUGGGAGAGCAGGCUCAGAGGAGACUCGUUCGAGGAGUCGACGACCUGGACUUCUACAUUGGAGACGAAGCCGUGGACAAACCCAACUACGCCACCAAGUGGCCGAUCCGUCACGGGAUGGUGGAGGACUGGGACCUGAUGGAGAAGUUCAUGGAGCAGGUCAUCUUCAAGUACCUGCGAGCCGAACCCGAGGACCACAGCUUCCUCAUGACAGAGCCUCCUCUCAACACUCCAGAGAACAGAGAGUACCUGGCUGAGAUCAUGUUCGAGACCUUCAACAUACCUGGACUCUACAUCGCAGUACAGGCGGUGUUGGCGUUGGCGGCGUCCUGGACGUCGCGGCAGGUGGGACAGCGGACUCUGACUGGCAUCGUCAUCGACAGCGGAGACGGAGUCACACACGCCAUCCCUGUGGCCGAGGGCUACGUGAUUGGCAGCUGCAUAAAACACAUCCCCAUCGCUGGGCGGGACAUCACCUUCUUCAUCCAACAGCUGCUCAGAGACAGAGAGGUGGGGAUUCCUCCAGAGCAGUCGCUGGAGACCGCCAAGGCCGUCAAGGAGCGGUACUGUUACAUCUGUCCGGACAUUGUGAAGGAGUUCACAAAGUAUGACUCAGACCCGGGGAAGUGGAUCAAACAGUACCGAGGAGUGAACACCGUCAGUCAGACCUCCUUCCACAUCGACGUGGGCUACGAGCGCUUCCUGGGCCCAGAGAUCUUCUUCCACCCUGAGUUUGCGAACCCAGACUUCAUGCAGCCGAUCUCUGACGUGGUGGACGAGGUGAUUCAGAGCUGUCCCAUCGACGUGAGGAGGCCGCUCUACAAGAACAUCGUGCUCUCCGGAGGAUCCACCAUGUUCAGAGACUUUGGACGGAGACUUCAGAGAGACCUGAAGAGAGUGGUGGACGCCAGACUGAGGCUGAGUGAAGAGCUGAGCGGAGGACGGAUAAAGCCAAAGCCGAUGGAGGUUCAGGUCGUCACUCAUCACAUGCAGCGUUACGCCGUCUGGUUUGGAGGCUCCAUGUUGGCGUCCACGCCGGAGUUUUUCCAGGUGUGUCACUCGAAGAAGGACUACGAUGAGAUCGGCCCGAGCAUCUGUCGGCACAACCCUGUGUUCGGCAUCAUGUCCUGAUGGCGGCGGCGACAGACAGCUCGCCUGUUAGCCUGCUACAUUGUUAGCCUGUUGGCCCUUCAGCCCGCUGCCCACUAGUAGCCAGCCUGUUAGCCUGUUAGCCUGUUAGCCUGUGGGCUCUGCAGCUUGCUGGCCUGUUUAUCUGCUGUCUGCUACCACCAGCCACUUAGCCAGUAGCCUGUUAGUGUCUCAUCCUGUUCAGUUGUUAGCCCACAAGACUACCAGACUGUUAGCAGGCUAGCUCAGCCUCAGCAGGCACAUGGAGGUGUGGAGGAAGAAAAGAGUGAAAACAGAGAGUGCUGUGGUUCCUUCGUUAGCUGUUAGCCCACGCCUGAUGUGUUUGACUGCAGGUUUAAAGUCUGGAUCACAGGUUCAGAUCCAGAUGUGUGUGCAGCUGUUUGAACCUCUGGGUGAAUGAGCAGCCAACAAAAAGCCAAGGACAGGAGCUGCUCUCCUCUCUGUGUCUGAGGUCUGCUGUGGUCUGUCUUCACCUCCUCCCUGCAGUCUGUCAGCAUGUUAGCAUGUUAGCACGUUAGCUGUCAUCACGACUGAGUUACAGGAGCUGAUGGUUCAGUGAGACCUGAUGCUGAGUCUCAGUGAUGUUCUCAUGUGUUGUUUUAGCUGACAGUCUGACUUCCUGUUUACCCAAAGCAUUAUGGGAACUGUAGUUUUAAAAUGAGAGCAGGACUAUCGCCCAGUGGGGAUGUCACUGACUGUGACUCAGCGUGAGGUGAGACUGAAGGUAAACCAGGUGUUUCAGCACGUCACAUCAGUCCUGAGUCUGAUCAGCGACCUCAGGUGAACUGAUGUGAACCAGACUGUGAAUACCUGUGUGUGUGUGUGUGUGUGUGUGUGUGUGUGUGUGUGUGAUAAGCUGCUGCUCUCAGAGUGUUUAUAUUUGUAAAGACAGAGUUUAUCAGAGCACAGAAAUAACACAUAAGCUACAUUAUACAGACUGUGUACAUAUGAACUGAUCCAGGACCAGGUCCAAACCACAACACUGUCAGCCGGAGGACGCUGCGUUCAGGUACAAUCAUGUAGAAAUGUAUUGUCUGUUUUUACCUGUAGUUUCUUUAUCUGUUUUAACUCACGGUGCAGACUCGGGACCUGCUGGUCCUAAUGUGGACUCGGUCCUGACUCUGGACUCACUCAGUCUGUGUUGUAACUGUUUGGACCUGGGUCUGUGGUCUCUGGUCUCUCUGAGCACCUGAACUCUGAUUGGAUGAAUAUUGACGAUGUGUGUUUAAUAAACUCCACCUCCAUCUCUGA